AGCUGCUUCCAGAACCGGAGCCCAAGCCCGAGCCGGAGCCUGAGCCUGAGAAAGCCGAAACUACCUCUCUCGGAACUUCUACACCCUGCGAUUCCUUGCCCUCUUCUUGGCAUUCGCCAUCAACUUCAUCUUGCUGUUUUAUAAGGUCUCAGACUCUCCACCAGGGGAGGAUGACAUGGAGGGCUCAGCAGCUGGGGACCUGUCAGGUGCAGGAUCCAGCGGCGGCUCUGGCUGGGGCUCGGGGGCCGGCGAGGAGGCAGAGGGUGACGAGGAUGAGAACAUGGUGUACUACUUCCUGGAAGAGAGCACGGGCUACAUGGAACCUGCCUUGCGUUGCCUAAGCCUGCUUCAUACGUUGGUGGCCUUUCUCUGCAUCAUUGGCUACAACUGCCUAAAGGUGCCCCUGGUGAUCUUCAAACGAGAGAAGGAGCUGGCCCGGAAGCUGGAGUUUGACGGCCUCUACAUCACAGAACAGCCUGAGGAUGACGACGUGAAGGGGCAGUGGGACCGCCUGGUGCUCAACACGCCGUCUUUCCCCAGCAACUACUGGGACAAGUUUGUCAAGCGGAAGGUCCUGGACAAGCAUGGGGACAUCUAUGGGCGGGAGCGGAUCGCCGAGCUGCUGGGCAUGGAUCUGGCCACGCUGGAGAUCACAGCCCACAAUGAGCGUAAGCCUGAACCACCGCCGGGGCUGCUCACCUGGCUCAUGUCCAUUGACGUCAAGUACCAGAUCUGGAAGUUCGGGGUCAUCUUCACGGACAAUUCCUUCCUGUACCUGGGCUGGUACAUGGUGAUGUCCCUCCUGGGACACUACAACAACUUCUUCUUCGCGGCCCAUCUCCUGGACAUUGCCAUGGGGGUCAAGACGCUGCGCACCAUCCUGUCCUCCGUCACCCAUAAUGGGAAGCAGCUGGUGAUGACCGUGGGCCUCCUGGCGGUGGUGGUCUACCUGUACACCGUGGUGGCCUUCAACUUCUUCCGCAAGUUCUACAACAAGAGCGAGGAUGAGGACGAGCCCGACAUGAAGUGCGACGACAUGAUGACAUGUUACCUGUUUCACAUGUACGUGGGUGUCCGAGCUGGUGGGGGCAUCGGGGACGAGAUUGAGGACCCAGCAGGCGACGAAUAUGAGCUGUACCGGGUGGUCUUCGACAUCACCUUCUUCUUCUUCGUCAUCGUCAUCCUGCUGGCCAUCAUCCAGGGUCUGAUCAUUGACGCUUUUGGCGAGCUCCGAGACCAACAAGAGCAAGUGAAGGAAGAUAUGGAGACCAAGUGCUUCAUCUGCGGCAUCGGCAGCGAUUACUUCGAUACGACACCGCACGGGUUCGAGACCCACACUCUAGAGGAGCACAACCUGGCCAAUUACAUGUUUUUCCUGAUGUAUCUGAUAAAUAAGGACGAGACGGAACACACGGGCCAGGAGUCUUACGUCUGGAAGAUGUACCAAGAGAGAUGUUGGGACUUCUUCCCAGCUGGCGACUGUUUCCGCAAGCAGUACGAGGACCAGCUUAGCUGAGACACUCCAGCUGGCCCUUCACCCCCGCCUCAAGUGCCUUAUCCUCACAGCAAGUCCCUUAGUCCCAAACCCCGCCCCCCAGGGCAGCUGGGGGACAGGUGACCACGUCCUGGAGAAAUAAAGUCUGUGCUACACCCCAGA
Molecule: messenger RNA, 1657 nt
Organism: Suricata suricatta (meerkat)
Lineage: Eukaryota; Metazoa; Chordata; Mammalia; Carnivora; Herpestidae
Product: ryanodine receptor 1-like
Exons: 14
Coding region: 176-1516 (446 amino acids)
Biological process (GO): transmembrane transport; calcium ion transport; intracellular calcium ion homeostasis
Cellular component (GO): calcium channel complex; smooth endoplasmic reticulum; sarcoplasmic reticulum membrane
Molecular function (GO): ryanodine-sensitive calcium-release channel activity
Source: RefSeq, a predicted model, not a curated record